Messenger RNA from Drosophila gunungcola (fruit fly), 4823 nucleotides. Its product is annotated as zinc metalloproteinase-disintegrin-like batroxstatin-2. Gene Ontology annotation, biological process: membrane protein ectodomain proteolysis. The transcript is spliced from 19 exons. Bases 1550 to 4063 code for a protein of 837 amino acids. The record is from RefSeq and is a predicted model, not a curated record. NCBI's taxonomy places the organism in Eukaryota, Metazoa, Arthropoda, Insecta, Diptera, Drosophilidae. Gene Ontology annotation, molecular function: metalloendopeptidase activity.
GCCUGGCCUGCCCAAAUCCUGCAGACGUGUUCGAGAGCUUUAGAACGUUGUUUGCAAUUGCGGAAAGCGGUAGCGAGGCAAGAGACACGGUGAAAGUUUCAAACAGAAAAGAGUGCAAGAUGCAGGAAUAGCCGAGUUCGAGUCAGUGGAGCAAUAGUUAAUAGGAGAAUAAUCGGAAUAAUCGGAGUCGGCGCCCCAAAGAUCCAUCAAAUAGUCGAGAAAUAACACAAUUAUUACUGGCAGGGCAGAACAGAACUGAGCAGAACAGAGCAGAACAGAACAGAACAGAACAGAACAGAACAGAACAGAAGUUGUAGAAGUAAAAGUAAAAGCCUCGUUUUCCAAAAACAGCAUCCACAACCAACCACACACUGUGAACGAACAUUAAAUGAAAAACGCCGAACGGGAUGGCCAAAAUGUGAAAAUCCAAUUCCAACUACAAAUCCAACAAACAAAUUACCCAGAAUCAAAUGAUUGAUAUACACAUACGUGUAUGUAGCAGCAGCGCAAACCAAAAACAAAAUCGGUUACAAAAACCAAACUCAUUUUAAUUAAAUAUGGAAAAAAUAAAUAUAGAAUAAAGAUAUAUACAUAUAUGCUGAAAGCAAGAGCGAAAGCGAGAGGAGAAAAGAUCAUAAAAUACAUAUUUUAUGAAAUUUUUUUGCAUAUUUUUUUACUGUUUGGCCAAAAACUAAACUGAGUGUGUUCAUAAAGCAGUACAAUGUAAAAUUAAACGGAAGGAUACAUUUAAACGCAAGGAUAACAAAUACAUAACUAGUUUAAACGACUGUGACUGUGACUGUUUCAAUGGAUUCGAGUGAAUUUUCUGUAAUUCCGUAGCGCCAAAGGACAUCGCGUGCUCAGAACUUACGGCGGAUUUUGAUGCAUUUUAACCCUGCUGCGGUUGUUUUAAAAAAGCCGUUGUGGCACACGUUCCAAGGUGUGAAUAUUAGAUUCGAAUUUAAUACAAUUAUCCUGCUAGCUUGUUUAUUUUCCGAGCUUCCUUGAGUCGAAUCGAGUGAGUUCGUGUGAUGAAUGCACAAUCCCAGCCGAGUCUGAAAGCCAUUAACACCCAAGCCUCAGGCGCACUGUAGCCCCAGUCGGUUAUAUCGCCACCAGUCGGUCAAGAAGGCCAAACCACUGCCACAGACAAACACACACACAGAAAACAGAAAAGCAGCUAAAAAGCAAAACAGUUGAACAACUGAACAGCAGCAUAAAACCACAUAAAACAACAGGGGAACUCAGCAAACCCCAAGGAAAAAUUGUUUGGCUGUUGCGAUGGAUUAGUGAUGCAAAACGGAGUACUGCAAAUCAAUUCAAGGCCUGCGGCUGCCACAGAUAAAUACAGAUAAAUACUGAUAAACACACUACAGGAUAGAAGUUAACUAACAACUAACAAACGGAUAUUUUUAAGCACCAUAAAGUACCAUAUGAAGGCAGUUUUCUAUAAAUUAUUACUGGAAGGAAGUAGGAGAGAAAACUAAGACUUUGAAGUGGGGCUGGAUUCGACAACUUCACUUUUAAUCACAACACUGCGGCCGCCGUCAUGUGGAUACAAAUCGCCUAUUUAAUCCUCAUCAUUGCUCAGCUGUGCGCUUUUGUCACAUCUGCAGGUGAAGCAGAUUACACACUAGAUGAUUCAUUUUGGAAUGAAGAAAGUCCUGUUGGUGAGGUGGAACGUUUACUUAAAGAAUACAGGCAAAAUCAAGAGCUUGUCCGUCGAAUCGGUGGUCAUUAUUACCAAAUUAUAUACCCUGUACAGCUGCGCCAUCACGAAAAGAUGGGCAUAUCGACGCGUGAAGUCAGUCUCCCAAAGCCGGGACAAAGACCACGACCACACGACGACAGUGGAUUUAACAGGGGAAGAACAAAGAAACACUUCCAUCGUACAUCGCUGCUAAUUAAAGCAUUUAAUCACAAAUUCCGUUUGGACUUGGAGCUUAAUUCGCAACUUCUUUCUCCAAACAUACAACAGAAACAUUACCACGUGGGUGGAUAUCUUGUGGACGGAAACCGACAUGAUAUCGAGCACUGUUACUACCAUGGGACCGUGAAGGAUUAUCCUGGUGCCAGCGCUGCCUUUCACACCUGCAACGGAGUGAGUGGCGUCAUCCACAUUGGGAACGAGACAUUUGUCAUCCACCCCUUUUACGGCGGGGACCUAUCGAAACAUCCGCACGUCAUCUUCGAGGCGCGCACAAAGGCCAACAAGGGAUGCGCCAACUCGGGAAACUUGGACUCGUGGCGACUGUCGCGUCGCACCAAGCACUUGUCCGCCGGAGUGGCCGGAGUCGUUGAGGAGAUCCUGCAGGGUGGUGUUGGACGCAAUAAGCGGGACGUCAGGGAGGCCACCAAGUACAUUGAGACGGCCAUCAUUGUGGACAAGGCCAUGUUCGACAAGCGAAACGGCAGCACUCGAGCGGAGGUCAUCCACGAUGCCAUACAGGUGGCCAACAUAGCCGAUCUGUAUUUUCGCACCCUCAAUACCCGUGUGUCGGUUGUGUACAUAGAGACCUGGGGAAAGAACCAGGCAGUUAUCGAUGGCAGCAAGGAUAUAAGCAAGGCCAUAUCCAACUUCAACGACUACACCUCGAGGAAUCUGUUCCAAAUUGAGCGAGACACAACGCAAUUGCUCACCGGUGAAACAUUUGCGGGCGGGGAGGCCGGCAUGGCCGUUCCCGAAACUGUUUGCACGCCCCGUGCUGUGGGCAUCAGCGUGGAUGUCAACGUGUACGAGCCACACCUACUGGCGGGAACAAUGGCACACAUGAUUGGCCAUAACAUCGGCAUGGGACACGACGACGGACGCGAGGAGUGCUUCUGCCGCGACUGGCAUGGCUGCAUCAUGGCCCAGUCGAUUGUGGGCCAGGAGAAUGUGCAGCCCUACAAGUUUUCGGAGUGCAGCAAAAAAGAUUACAUUGACGCAUUGCGGACUGGCCACGGAUUGUGUCUGCUCAACAAACCGAAUGAGAUUGAGCUGCGCCGAAACUGCGGGAACAAGGUGGUUGAGGAGGAUGAGGAGUGUGACUGUGGUACCUUCGAGGAGUGUGCUCUGGACCCCUGCUGCGAUGGCAUCACCUGCAAACUAAAAUCAGAGGCGCAGUGUGCCAGUGGGGCAUGUUGUGACCAAUGCCGCCUGCGACCAAAGGACACGAUUUGUCGUGACUCCAACAAUGAGUGCGAUCUUCCUGAAUACUGUGACGGUGAAAUUGGCCAAUGUCCUUCCGAUGUAUAUAAGAAAAACGGAUCACCAUGCGGACACACCAAGACUGGCAUUUCCGGUUACUGUUUUCAAGGAUAUUGUCCCACGCUGAGUUUGCAAUGUGAGGCGAUUUGGGGUUACGGCGGAUCCGCUGCGGAUCGUCAGUGCUAUGAGCAAUUCAAUUCUAAGGGCUCUAUCAACGGCCAUUGUGGACGAGAUGCCAAUGAGCAUUAUAUAAAGUGCGAACCCGAGAACGUUCAGUGCGGUACCCUGCAGUGCAAGGAUGGCGAACGGCAACCAGUUAACGAUGGGAUCGACCAGCUCUACUCACGAACGAUCAUCUCGAUCAAGGGACAGGAAUUCGAAUGCAAGGCGACCAGCGGGCAGGUGGGUUCCAACAGCUACCCAGAGCACGGCCUUGUCAAGGACGGAACUCCGUGCGGCGAUAAUUUGGUUUGCCUGAACCAAACGUGUGUCAGUUUGUUCCCCCACGUCGAUCAGACCAAGUGCCCGGCAAACACACAGGGCCAAGAGUGCUCAGAACAUGGUGUCUGCACUAACUCAAACCGCUGUUUCUGCGACAUGGGAUGGGGCGGCAAUGACUGCAGCUCUGUUGUUCUGCUCACCACGGCACUGCCAACCGAAGCACUGCCCACCCCGGAAAACACCAUCAAGAUGGAAAAGAAAGAAACCCCAUAUGAGAACUACCACGGCUCAAAUACAGUGUUCCUAGUCGGUGUUCUAAUGUCAGUUGUAGGGUUCGUUUUUAUAACAUUCACCUUGAUGGCAUUGUGCUACAGGUCAGUUGUAGUACAUAGAAACUUCUCCCUGUGUCUAAGGUUAGUUGAAAAGAAGUAAUGAAAAAGCCAGCUUUAAAUACAAAUACAAAUUACAACCACAAAAAGAACAAGCAAAAAAGUAACAUAAAAGUAUUUUUAAAACUUAAAAAACACUUGCAAAUGCAAAUAUGAAAAAACUUUAGUAAAUUUGUUUAUUUUGUUUCGCAUUUUGAUAAAUUUGUCUGUGUCGUUGCAUUAAAACCAUUGUCAUUGUUCGUUUUUGUUAAGCUUCAUGUAAAAAAAAAACACCCAAGCGUACUUACUUCUUCAAUGUAAUAAUUAAAAUCUUUAAGCAGUAUCGUAUGCAGGAUUAUGUAAAAUAUUCUAUUUAUUGUCUUUUAAAUUAUUUUUUUCGGUUUAUUCUGGCCUAAUUCGAUAUUAGUCUGCGUACGCAACUGCUUACUCACAAUUGCACAUCUGUAUACAUUUUAUUAUAUUUAUAAUUCGUACACUCAUAAAAAUAUUUUUCUAAAUUUUAGAAAUAUCGCCUUUAACUUGUGGCAUCAAAGUCUGUCGUUUGUAAUUGAAUUUAGAUAUCAUUUUUUAAACAGUAAUUUAACAGAAAAAAACUUUUUCAAUUCAGUGGAAAACAAAAAUAGUUUUUUUAGGCGAUUGCAAUAAUAACUUUUUAAGAUUUUAAAGAUCGUAUUUAAAAAUAAGAAAACUUUUUAUUAAUUUAACUGACAUGGCACUUUUAUUAGAAAGUCGCCUUUUAAUGUAGGAGAAUAAUUUAAACCAAUAAAAUAUUUUUUUUAUUUCAUUGUCAUUUCUUUUUUAAA